CCAUCCGUCAAAAGCAUCAGUCCCUUAACUUCUUGAGGAUGAGCGCCCGUGUGGAUGCGGUGGCGUCCAGGGUCCAAACUGCUGUCACACUGAACCAGGUGUCUAAAUCCAUGUCUGGGGUGGUCAAGAGUAUGGAUGCUACACUGAAAAGCAUGAACCUGGAGAAGGUCUCUGCAUUAAUGGACAAGUUUGAAAAGCAAUUUGAAACUCUUGAUGUGCAGACAGCUCAGAUGGAAGACACGAUGGGCAACACCACGACUCUGACAACACCUCAGAAUCAAGUGGAUAUGCUGUUGCAUGAGAUGGCUGAUGAAGCAGGUUUGGAUCUUAACCUGGAGCUUCCAUCAGGCCAGACUUCAUCACUGACCUCAACUGUGGCCUCAACAGAGGAGGACGAGCUCUCCCAGAGGCUGUCCAGGCUCCGAGACCAGGCGUCAUAAUGAUGCAGAAAAGAGUUUGAGGAGUGAGAAGAGCAAGAGCAACGACAGAGAGACAGGGAGCAAAAAGUGGAAAAAGGACAAACGAAAAAGAUGCUACAUGCUUGCAGAGCUCUGUGCUCUAGUAAGGAAUAAUGAAGUUGCUUCAUAGCAGGAGAGGAUCGUUUUAAGAGAGAUGUUAUUCACAGUCCUGGUAUUCAUUACAUCACUCUAUGACAGCAUUACUUUGCAGGUUCAUAUUUAAAAUGUAUUUAUUAAUAUUUAUUAACUCAGCAAUAUCACUAUGCUAUGUGUUAAUUUGUUGUUGUUUUAAUUGUGUAUUGUUUAAUAGCCAAUUAGGCUAUAUAUUUAUGUAUUUAUUUAUUUAUGUAUUUAUUUAUGUAUGUAUUUAUGCAUUUAUUUAUGUAUUUAUUUAUUUACUGAUGGAAAAUUGCUAAGGGCAUGUUUUGACUGCAUGACUGAGGAUCUUUCCUGGUGCAGCUCUGGGAUUUGCUUCCAGUUUUGGUUGCAACUCAUACUCUUUAAAAAUAAUAUUUAAUCCAAAAAGAGGUCUCAUGAUAAUUAUUUGCCUUGAAACAGUUGGAAUAUUUUAAAUUUUCUUUACGCAGCCGUCACCACUGCAGUGGGUCAAAAUGCACUUAUAUGCACAGACAGAAUGUAAUUAAAAUAAGUUUCAACAUGU
Limanda limanda (common dab) is the source of this 1119-nucleotide messenger RNA. Its product is annotated as charged multivesicular body protein 1b-like. The coding region runs from base 39 to 440 and encodes 133 amino acids. The record is from RefSeq and is a predicted model, not a curated record. The transcript is spliced from 6 exons. Gene Ontology annotation, biological process: late endosome to vacuole transport; protein transport; endosome transport via multivesicular body sorting pathway. Lineage: Eukaryota; Metazoa; Chordata; Actinopteri; Pleuronectiformes; Pleuronectidae. Gene Ontology annotation, cellular component: ESCRT III complex; multivesicular body.